Messenger RNA from Neolamprologus brichardi, 1237 nucleotides. RefSeq names its product growth hormone secretagogue receptor a (gene ghsra). Gene Ontology annotation, biological process: hormone-mediated signaling pathway; G protein-coupled receptor signaling pathway. Gene Ontology annotation, cellular component: plasma membrane. Gene Ontology annotation, molecular function: growth hormone secretagogue receptor activity. The record is from RefSeq and is a predicted model, not a curated record. Lineage: Eukaryota; Metazoa; Chordata; Actinopteri; Cichliformes; Cichlidae.
AUGCCCUCCUGGCCCAGCCAACUGGAGUGCCUCCACCAUAACUGCACCUGGGAGGAGACCAACAAUACCAUAAGCAAAGCUGACCCUUCCCCGCCCCCUCUCAAUUAUUAUUCAAUUCCUCUCCUAACGGCCAUCACCGUCGCCUGCACACUGCUGUUUCUGAUAGGGGUGGCCGGGAAUGUUAUGACCAUUUUGGUGGUCAGCAAGUACCGGGACAUGCGCACGACCACCAAUCUGUACCUGUGCAGCAUGGCGGUAUCAGAUCUACUCAUUUUCCUUUGCAUGCCACUUGACCUCUACCGCAUGUGGAGAUACAGGCCCUGGCGCUUUGGAGACGCGCUCUGCAAACUCUUUCAGUUUGUGUCUGAAUCAAGCACUUACUCCACCAUCCUCAGCAUCACCGCCCUGUCAGUUGAGCGCUACCUGGCGAUCUGUUUCCCAUUGCGCGCCAAGGCUCUGGUAACCAAAAGGCGCGUACGAGCCUUGAUUUGUCUGUUAUGGACAGUGUCCCUUUUGAGCGCAGGCCCUGUGUUUGUCAUGGUGGGAGUAGAGCAGGACACCAUGGGGCCACUAAACUUCAGUUCGUGGAUGAAUGAGUCUAACUUAUUCCUGGAGGCUGAGGACACCCGAGAGUGUAAGAUGACGCACUAUGCUGUGCAAUCCGGUCUGAUGGGGGCCAUGGUGUGGCUGAGCUCCGUUUUCUUCUUCAUGCCCGUGUUCUGUCUGACAGUGCUCUACGGCCUGAUAGGCCGUCGGCUGUGGCAAAGGCACCGUGAGACGAACAUGAGCAACCGCGUGUCUCACAGGGACAAGAGCAACAGGCAGACCAUAAAGAUGCUGGUGGUUGUUGUGCUGGCCUUUGUCCUGUGUUGGUUGCCUUUCCAUGUGGGUCGCUACUUGCAGUUCCGCUCUCUGGAUGCUCCUUCCCCGUUGCUGUCGUUGUUAUCCGAGUACUGUAGCUUGGUGUCAGUGGUUCUCUUUUACUUGAGCGCUGCCAUCAAUCCCAUCCUCUAUAACACCAUGUCGUGGAAAUACCGGGGUGCAGCGGCGCGCCUCUUCGGCCUGACCGACAGCCUGCCGCCACGGGGUCGCACAGCGAGCACUGUGAAGGGAGAUGGCUCAAACGGCUGGACAGAGUCUACAAUCAGCUUUUGAAUGCAUGGCCUAAAUGGCUGGCGUAAUGAAUAAAGCUAUUAGUCGUGGAUCUACAUUACUCACGUAAAGGCCAUAAUUUCUG